CCCUCCGCCCCGACCUUAUCCAGCCACACGCCACCAUGUGCCACACCAGCUGCUCCUCAGGCUGCCAGCCAGCCUGCUGUGUGCCCAGCUCCUGCCAGGCAUCCUGCUGCAUGCCCGUGGGCUGUCAGUCCUCCGUGUGUGUGCCCGUGAGCUGCAGGCCAGCCCUGUGCGUGCCUGUGAGAUGCCAGUCCUCCGUGUGUGUGCCAGUGAGAUGCCAGUCCUCUGUGUGUGUGCCUGUGAGCUACAGGCCUGUUGUGUGUGUGGCCCCCUCCUGCCAGUCCUCCGGGUGCUGCCAGCCCUCCUGCACCAGCAUCCUCUGCAGACCUAUCUCCUGCAGCAUCCCUUCCUGCUGCUGACCACGAGUGUCCAGACCUGCUGUUCCCGGUGCAGACGGGGCCACACCUGUACCCUCCGAGGAUGAGUCCUCGGUUGUUCUUCUGCACUUGGGGCUAGUGAAAAGCAUGCUCCGUGAGCCUUCUGAAUUCUGGGUUGAGAAUGUGACAGAAUGAUCUGGAGCCCUCGCUGACCUUGCUCAUCCUCCUAGAGAAGUCUGGGGUCCCAGAUAUAUUCUCCGACCCCGUGAGAGCCAAAUAAACCCGCUUUCCCCAUGCA
Molecule: messenger RNA, 612 nt
Organism: Saimiri boliviensis boliviensis (Bolivian squirrel monkey)
Lineage: Eukaryota; Metazoa; Chordata; Mammalia; Primates; Cebidae
Source: RefSeq, a predicted model, not a curated record